Messenger RNA from Coturnix japonica (Japanese quail), 3668 nucleotides. RefSeq names its product phosphodiesterase 7A (gene PDE7A). Gene Ontology annotation, molecular function: 3',5'-cyclic-nucleotide phosphodiesterase activity. The record is from RefSeq and is a predicted model, not a curated record. NCBI's taxonomy places the organism in Eukaryota, Metazoa, Chordata, Aves, Galliformes, Phasianidae. Gene Ontology annotation, biological process: signal transduction.
GAGCCCCGCGCGGGCAGGUGCGGCGGCGGGCGAGGCCGCUGCCCUGCGGCGGGUCGGCGUCCCGAGACCUCUUCAAUGGAAGUAUGCUGCCAGCUGCCGGUGCUGCCCCUCGACAGGCCGGUGCCGCAGCACGUCCUCAGCCGCCGUGGGGCCAUCAGCUUCAGCUCCAGCUCCGCGCUCUUCGGCUGCCCCAACCCCCGGCAGCUCUCGCAGAGACGUGGAGCCAUUUCCUAUGACAGCUCCGAUCAGACUGCGCUGUACAUUCGUAUGCUAGGCUCUUGUGUAAUAUUCAAACAGCUGAGCACAAGAGAUGUGCGAGUAAGAAGUCGGGCAGGAUUUGAAACAGAGAGAAGAGGUUCUCAUCCAUACAUUGAUUUCCGUAUUUUUCACUCAAAUUCUGAAAUUGAGGUGUCUGUGUCUGCGAGAAAUGUGAGAAGGUUGCUUAGUUUCCAGCGCUACCUGAGAUCUUCCCGUUUUUUCCGUGGUAUCACUGUUCCAAAUUCUUCAAACAUUUUAGAUGAUGAUUAUAAUGGACAAGCAAAGUGUAUGUUGGAGAAGGUUGGAAACUGGAAUUUCGAUAUCUUUCUUUUUGAUAGACUGACAAAUGGAAACAGUCUAGUCAGCUUAACCUUUCAUCUGUUUAAUCUUCAUGGACUAAUUGAACACUUCCAGUUAGAUACGAUGAAACUCCGUAGAUUUUUGGUUAUGGUUCAAGAAGAUUAUCACAGUCAAAACCCUUAUCAUAAUGCAGUUCAUGCUGCUGAUGUGACUCAGGCCAUGCACUGUUACUUAAAAGAGCCUAAGCUGUCCGAAUCUUUAACUCCGUGGGAUGUUCUGCUCAGUUUAAUUGCAGCUGCCACACACGAUUUGGAUCACCCAGGCGUUAACCAACCUUUCCUAAUUAAAACAAACCAUUACUUAGCAACUUUGUAUAAGAAUACCUCAGUACUGGAGAACCAUCACUGGCGAUCCGCAGUGGGGUUGCUGAGAGAGUCUGGUUUAUUUGCACAUAUGUCCUUAGAAAACAGGCAGCUGAUGGAAAGCCAGAUAGGUGAUCUCAUUCUUGCCACAGACAUCAGUCAGCAAAAUGAGUAUCUGUCCAUGUUCCGAUCCCACCUGGACAGAGGAGACCUAUGUUUAGAGGACGCAAACCACCGUCACUUCAUUUUACAGAUGGCUUUGAAGUGUGCUGAUAUUUGUAAUCCCUGUCGGACUUGGGAGCUGAGUAAGCAGUGGAGUGAAAAAGUAACGGAGGAGUUCUUCCAUCAAGGAGAUAUUGAAAAAAAAUAUCACUUGGGUGUGAGUCCACUUUGUGACCGACAGACAGAGACCAUUGCCAACAUCCAGAUUGGCUUCAUGACCUACCUGGUGGAGCCACUGUUUGCAGAGUGGGCCCGGUUCUCCAACACGCGGCUGUCGCAGACGAUGCUCGGCCACCUGGGACUGAACAAAGCGAGCUGGAAGGGGGUGCAGAGAGAACAGUCCGGCGGCGGGGAGGACACUGACCCUGCCUUCGAGGAGAUGGACUCAGACAUAUUACCUCAGGAACCUCGAUUGUCCUGACCUCAGCCCUCAUGACAAAACUGCCUCUUCUCUCGGUGUCUGCACAGCUGGAUUAAAGGAGAUACCUGCCCGCCCGAGGUCUUGGUAAAAUGAUGCCAGCAUUAUUUAUUUCCAAGUUUUCCUUCAACACAGACAGUUGAACCUGACGUUUCUUUUUAUAACUGCGAGAUCUGAACAUAGAGCAAUAUGCAUCCGCCUCAGUUGGUUUUUGUUCGGAACCUUGAAUAUGCAAAGCACAGUGGUGACCAAGCCUUGGAGGAACAGUGCGAAGGCUUCAUUGUGCCACAGCUUUUGGUUCUCCUGGGUGAAAUCUGAAACGCAGUCUUUGAAUCGUUAAGACUUGAGAUGGAUCGUUCCACUUCCUUGGAAUUUAGCGAGACUUGCAUGAAUGUGUUCAAAGCGUACCUUCCACUCAGCCCCUGUUUUAAUACGGAAAUGUGAAGUGCCCAUCCUCUGCCGCCUCCGGCAAGACUUGAUGUUUACAAACGUACUCUGAAACUGCGGGUUCUAGACUUUAACCUUUGCGCAUGGCUGUGAAGGAACCACUAACCUGGGGUUUUUUUUGCUUUUUUUUUCUUUUUUUUAAAAGAAAAAGAUCAAAUCUGAGACUGCAGCUCUUGUUUAUUUUGGAUGCCGGAAAAGCCUCCCAUUUGCCAUAAUUUUGUUUGUGCACUGGGAACUGAGCGUUCAUCAUAGAGCACAGCCAAGCUUUACUCCAGUGCUGUAUGGGAAUGCGGUUUUUAUAAAGCAGAAAACACUUCAGAAUUGGGAUGGGGUGGGAGAAAUGGGGGGAGGGAAUGGGGGGGAAGGGGGGGUGUCUGAACUGCAUUGCGAUUCUGCAGUGAAAACAUCGCAUGUUGUUUUCACUAUUGUACACUUGAACUGCACAUGCAAGAGGAAAACAAAACAAAAAAGGUGGAAUGUCUCAACACCAUCAUCAGCUCAGGGUAUUUGCCAAUCUGAAAUAAAGCGGGAUGGGAAAGCGUGUCCUUCACAAACAAGGGUACAGAUGCCCCUUUGCUGCAGUGUGUGUAUGUGUGGGUGCGUGAGUCUUUGGGGGGGUGGGUGGGAGGGGAGGGAGGGGGGUGGGAGGGACCGAUCGGGCAGGGUUUGAAAGGCAGCAUUUUUCUUCUUCUUCUUAAUUUAUUCUUUUAGAAUGUGACAGUUUGACGGACAGCCACAUCGGGGAGGGAGCUGUAACGGAUCGCUACAGAUGCCUUAAACUAUGCACAAAAAAAUAAAGCUACGCGACCAAAUUUGUUUGCGAUUUGAAAGGGGAGAAAAAAGAAAAUUAAAGAACAAAACAACAACAAAACAUCCCCCCCCCGAACAAAACAAAACCCCCCAACCAAGUGCAUUUGUUUACCUGUUCCUCCCCUCCGCUGAAACGGCGCCCUUUGGUGGGGUUUGGGUGGGAGAAGGAGAAAAACCGGUUGGUUGGAUGGUUGGUUGGUUGGUUGGUUUGUUUGCUUGUUUGGUUUCUGUUGUUUUUAUUUUUUUAAGGACAAACCGAAAGGACUGAUUUUAAACUGCCAACAUUCCAUUUUUGUAGUUCGUUUUUGACGUGGUUUUCAGUCCGGUAAGCACAACCGUCAGCUGAUUGGAGAAACUGGUGCUUUCUUUCAGUUUGUUUGUAUUCCCCCCCUGUUGUUGUUCCUGUAAAAAAGACUGUUGAUCGAUUCUGUUUACAGUUUGUCGCAACAGCCAUUUCUGGGAGAGAGCUUCAGCAUAAAGCCCUUUGUAAGGCUUGGCCGCGGUCAUUUCAAUACGUGCCUGUUGCUGUUAACUUUUAAUUGAUGACAAAGAGCUUUUUUGCAUUCUGCUCCCGUACGUUUAAGUUACGACCGAGUCCAGCAGUACGGAAAGGCAGCGAAGGCUGCAGUCGGCUUCCACUGUACGCUGAGCCCAGCUUUGGAUUUGGAAACGGUCCUCAGAUUCCGGGAUUUAUUGGCUUGGCCUCUUACCGUAUGGAAAACAACUUCUGACUUGCCUGUUCGUUUCCCUUCCAAAAUUAAGUUGUUGGUUAUUCUUUCAUGUUCCCUGAAGUAAUACUGUAAUUCUCGAGGUGGCCAUGUUUAAAGAAAUAAAUUUGUAAUGAAACCAUU